GCCAUUUCCGCUCAUUUUCCAGCCUCAAAUUUCCAGAGACUUCCUCCUAAUCCUCAACAUGUCAGAACCCGUCUCUGCUGAAGAGCAACAAAACCCAACCGCCAUGGUCACAGACGAGCCCACCAACGCUCCUGCAGCUGACCCUACCGUCGCGGAACCCGCAGCCGAGUUGGAGGUCAAGGCGACGGAAAUGGCGGAUGCACCCGCACCCAGGCGCUCAUCCCGCCUCUCCACUCAGUCUCAGCCCAAGGGUACAGAUGACGCCGCGGCGAAGGAGGCGGAGCGUAAGAAGGCGAGGGAGACGCGCCGCAGCAGGCCGAUGAUGCCCGCCAAGCCACCCAAGCGGGCCGCUGAAGAGGGCGGCGAGGAUAACGACUCGAGCAAGAAGGCUAAGAACGAGCCAAGCGCGACAAAGGCUGUCGACAUCGGCGACACGCUCCCGGAGAUCACGCUCAAGAGCCACAAAGACGAGGAUGUGGACGUGAGCGCGAUCGCCAUCGGCCCGCGUGGCGUUGUCAUUUUCCUCGUGCCCAAAGCUGACACCCCGGGGUGCACGCAGCAAGCGUGCGGCUUCAGAGACAACUGGGAUGAAUUCGGGAAGAACGGGUACGACGUUUAUUGUCUCAGCGCGGACAAGUCACAGGCGCAGGAUAAAUGGUCGACCAAGAAAGAGCUGCAGUACACGCUCCUCUCCGACCCUGAGCGCAAGCUCAUCACCGCGCUCGGCGCAGGCGAGGGCGGCAAGACCAAGCGCAGCCAUUUCGUGUUCGCGCCAGGUGGAAAGCUGGUUGACAAGAAGAUGCCUGUCAAGCCUGUCGACAGCCCUAAGCUCGCGCUCGAGUUCAUCAAGAAAUAUAAGGCGGAGAACGCAUAACGUGCACAGGAAGGUUCGUAACGUACGUAGGCACGUGGAACUCGAGUGGUUGUGGUCGAUUUACCCUGCAUAGACACCGGAAACCCGGGUCGGCCCUCCGCAUACUCGAGCGCCGGGUCCACUGACACUCGUCAUCACAACGUCACGAGGGCAUCGAGGUGUAUGUGCACGGGCAACUCUCGCCACACUCAAUGGGCAAGAACGCUGGCGGGCCACACUGUACUCUGCCAUCUCGACGCUUCUCUCUCCCAUGGAAUCUGGGGCCUGAGUCAUAUGUCGCUCUCUGAGGCUAUAAACAGCUGCUGGUGGUCAGUUAUAACCCCUCUCCCGCUCGCUCGCACGCACGUCGCAUCUUGUCCUCGUUAUCGGGACGUGCACUAUCUGUCUGCCUGUGUUCUGAUUGACUUCAUCUCGUACUCUCGAAGACACGAAACCACUUCUUCUCCAGUAGCUUGCAACACCAAUACCGUUACCGACAAUGCCGAAGACAUUCGAAACGACGCUCGACACACCGGCGUUCAAGGGCUCGCUGAGUGUCCCGCUGGGGCUGUACAUCAAUGGCGAGUUCGUGGACCCCAUCGAGGGCGGGGAGAUCGAUGUUAUCAACCCCGCCAACGGCCGCAUCAUCACCUCCAUAGCCGCAGGCACACAGGCGGACAUCGACCGCGCGGUCGACGCCGCCGAGCGCGCGUACAAGACAUCUUGGGGGUUCAAAGUUCCCGGCGCGCAACGCGGCAAGAUGCUCGCGAAGCUGGCGCACCUUAUGAAGGAGAAGCAAUCCGAAUUUGCGGCGUUAGAUGCGCUGGCUAACGGGAAGGCGUACAACACUGCAUUCAGCAGGGACAAUAGUGGGGCGAUUGCGGUUAUGGAGUAUUAUGCGGGGUGGGCGGAUAAGAUUUCGGGGAAGACUAUCGAGGUCAAUGAGAAUAAGAUGGCGUAUACAAGGCACGAGCCCAUCGGCGUUGUCGGCCAAAUCAUCCCGUGGAACGUCCCAAUGUUCUCCCUAUCCCUGAAACUCGCCCCCGCGCUCGCAACAGGCAACACCGUGAUCCUCAAACCCUCCGAACUCACCCCGCUCUCCGCCUUACUCUUCUGCACGCUCGUCGCCGCCGCGGGCUUCCCGCCCGGCGUCGUGAACAUCGUGAACGGGUACGGCGCGAGCGCGGGGCACGCGAUCGCGGCGCACCCGCGCGUGCGCAAGGUCGCGUUCACGGGCUCGACGCUCACGGGGCGCAAGAUUAUGGAGGCGGCGGCAAGGAGCAAUCUGAAGCCGGUGACGCUCGAGCUGGGCGGGAAGAGUCCGACGGUUGUGUUUGGGGAUGCGGAUGUGGAGCAGGCGGUGAAGUGGGCGAUUCAUGGGAUAUACUUCAACCAUGGGCAGAACUGCAGCGCGGGAUCACGGAUCUAUGUCCAGGACACGAUCUACGACGAGUUUCUGCGGGGGUUCACCGAGCAGGCGCGCGCGAUCCGCGUGGGGGACCCGUUCGCGACGGACACGUACCAGGGCCCGCAGGUGUCCGAGACCCAGUUCCAACGCAUCAUGUCCUACAUCGCGUCAGGCAAAGAGUCGGGCGCGACCGUGCACCUGGGCGGGCAGCGUAUCGGGUCCGAGGGGUACUUUAUGCAGCCGACGAUCUUCACGGAGUGCACGCCGGAUAUGAAGAUUGUGCAGGAGGAGAUCUUUGGACCUGUCGCGUGUCUGAUGCGGUUCGGGACUGAGGAAGAGGUCCUCGAGAGAGCGAACGACACGUCGUACGGGCUCGCGGCUGCUGUGUUCACAAAGGACAUUGACCGCGCGAUCCGGGUCGCGCAUGCGCUGGAGGCGGGCACUGCUUGGAUCAACUGCGCGAACCAGACAGAGAUCUCGAUGCCGUUCGGCGGGUUCAAGCAGAGCGGUAUCGGGCGCGAGCUGGGGGAGUAUGCGCUCGAAAACUACACCAAUGUCAAAGCCGUGCACGUCAAUAUUGGGAUUAGGAUGUGAAAGUCGGUUAUCUUUGGCGCUGUGGACUCGCCAUCACGGGUGCUGGAUGCUUGUACUAAUAUUGGAAAGAUCUAAUUGCACCUUUCUGAUAACUCCAAGUACGCAGCCAUCAUUCUAGCACGUUGUAGCGGCCUGCGGUUCGAAUGGCGUUCCCACUUGGGAUUUUGCCUUUUGGUCGUCUUUUGGUCAACGACCACCUACCUCGAUGGUAACAACCUGAAGCUUGCGGGUAC
Coniophora puteana RWD-64-598 SS2 is the source of this 3088-nucleotide messenger RNA. Its product is annotated as aldehyde dehydrogenase. Gene Ontology annotation, molecular function: aldehyde dehydrogenase (NAD+) activity. The transcript has 18 exons. The record is from RefSeq and is a predicted model, not a curated record. The coding region runs from base 1353 to 2855 and encodes 500 amino acids. Lineage: Eukaryota; Fungi; Basidiomycota; Agaricomycetes; Boletales; Coniophoraceae.